This is a messenger RNA of Closterium sp. NIES-67, 1871 nucleotides long. The record is from the annotation of a GenBank genome assembly. NCBI's taxonomy places the organism in Eukaryota, Viridiplantae, Streptophyta, Zygnematophyceae, Desmidiales, Closteriaceae.
CUUCCAUCAGCUGGCACCGACGAUUGCCCGCUCGCCCCGUUGGUCGUCCAUCUUCGAGACUUGCACCUCACACGGCAUCCCGCCAUCAUGACGGAAAAUCCACCUCGCCCGCGUUCUUGCAUCCCAACCUUUUCGUCCGCCGCGAUGGAGCAACGCUGCGCCAUUUCAACUUGAAGUUGUUCAGCCUCUUUGGGGGCCUGAGCCUACCAUUCGCCUCCGCCACUCGCUCAUUGCCACUCGCUCAUUGCCACUCGCUCAUUGCCACUCGCUCAUUGCCACUCGCUCAUUGCCACUCGCUCCAUCGCAUUCACAUUUUUCUUAGGAAACCCUCCGACUGUGCUGCGAAAAUACAUUCUCCUCGAGGCUCCUCGUGGAGGGCUCGGAUCAUAGUUACAACUGCAUCUGCUCAACGCCACGAGCAAUGUCGACGUCGACGUUCCCGUCCGCGUCAACGUCCUCCUCGUCGUCCUCGCUUACCUCUUCCUCCGCUUCCAGCCGCAUGGAAGGACCUACUACUACCAAUGCCUCAUCGCUCACAGCGACCACCAUGAAGGUGGCCACGUCGCCGGCGGCGGCUGCGACGGGCGGCGACGCGGUGUGCGACUGUCCGCUGCGUCGCCACAACGUGAGGGUUAUCGGGACCGGGAAGACGACGCUACUGCUGUCGCACGGCUUCGGCACCAACCAAAAGAUCUGGGACGGCGUGCUGGCUCACCUGGACCUGCAGCACACCUUCCGCGUGGUGCUGUGGGACCUCAUGGGCGCGUUCAGCACCACGCCCGCGUCGUACGACUUCCAGCGCUACGCGUCGCUCUUCUCGCACGCGGACGACCUCCUGGAGGUGCUGGACGAGCUCGCCGUGGACGGCGCCGUGUGCGUGGGCCACAGCGUCAGCGGCAUGGUCACGCUGCUCGCCAGCCUCGAGAAGCCCAGCGCCUUCACCCGCCUGCUGCUGCUCGGGUCCUCCCCCAGGUACCUGAACGAGCCAUCCUCGGGGUACAUCGGAGGGUUCAACCCGGGCGACCUGGACCAGAUCUUCCUGGCGGUGCGCGAGAACUACAUUGCGUGGGUGUCGGGCUUCGCGCCGCUCAUGGUGGGGCGCGCCAUCAGCAGCCGCGAGGUGCGCGAGUUCAGCGAGACCAUGCUGCAAGUGCGCCCGGAUAUUGCUCUCAGCACGCUCCGAACCGCGUUCCAGGCCGACUACAGACACCUGCUCGGACGGGUGUCCUGCCCCGUGACGGUGUUAUGCACAGAGAGCGAUGCCGCAGUGCCCGUGCAAGUGAGCCAGUAUCUGAGGGACGCCAUUCCAGGGGCGUGCAUGGAGCUGCUGCCCACGCAGGGCCACCUCCCCCACCUCACCCAUCCAGCUGUCGUCGCCCAAGCCAUCCAGCGCCACGCUGCCGCUCCGCAUUGAACCCCGGUGCAUCGCACUACCCUGCACUGCACUGCACACAAUACCGUGUAGAGGCAAACGAACGGCCGGAAGAGGUGAGGUGAGCUGUGCUGGCCUGGCCUGCUCUCUACUGUGUGUGAUGUGACGAACCCCUGCCAGGGGUAGCAGAAGCUCGCCCAGCAGGUGGCCAUUACAAGCAUGCAUGCUCAUCACCAUGCCCUUACCAUUAUCGCCCAUGCAGUGGACUACCCGCCCGGGGUCCACUAUAGGGACGGAGGAGGGGGGAGGGGAGGGGACGGUUUGUAAGUCAUCAACUUGGUGUCUAAACCCCCUAAGGAGUUGUACACGAGUUAACACGGGAAUGCAUGACAGUUGACUAUUGUAGACAGAAUGCCAUUUAGUGAAGUAUUUUUAUUCAGGAUGGACGCAUGGUCGUCCUAAAGUGUGAUGCACAAUCUCUGUAUUGGCAACAGCAGUA